AUGCCUGUGGUGUUGCGCAAACGAAAAGCGACUGAAUCGGUGCCAACCCCGGCAUUAAAAAGACAGGCUACUUCGGCUGUGUCAAAGUCGGCUUCCGUGGCUGCAACAACCACAAUCGCCAAGAAAAAGGCAGGAACUAAGAAAGUGAAAAAGGAACCUUCUGCCUCGAGCCUCCCUACCGUUGGCUCAGCCAUCGACUUUGAAACUUUCGGUGGUUAUAUCGAGAAUAAUGAGGGAGAAAAGACCACACUCAAAGCUCUUGUCGACGCCAGCAAGGCAGGUGUUGUUCUCUUCACAUACCCUAAGGCAUCAACUCCAGGAUCCAGUGGCCUGGCUAUAUAUGGUCUGUCUACGGACUCGCCAAAGGCCAACACGACAUUCAAGACGAACCAGAACCUUCCUUAUCCGCUGCUGUGCGAUCCUAAUGCGACACUCAUUAAAGCCAUCGGGCUCAAAAAGGAACCCAAGGGCACUACCCGUGGCGUUUUUGUCGUCGAUAAAGCCGGUAAAGUGCUAGUCGCUGAAUCUGGCAGCCCUGAUGGGACCGUGGAUGUCGUCCGGAAGCUGGUACAGAGCCAAACCAAGGAGUAA
Molecule: messenger RNA, 591 nt
Organism: Grosmannia clavigera kw1407
Lineage: Eukaryota; Fungi; Ascomycota; Sordariomycetes; Ophiostomatales; Ophiostomataceae
Product: disrupter of telomere silencing protein
Exons: 2
Coding region: 1-591 (196 amino acids)
Biological process (GO): cell redox homeostasis; cellular response to oxidative stress
Cellular component (GO): cytoplasm
Molecular function (GO): thioredoxin peroxidase activity
Source: RefSeq, a predicted model, not a curated record